CUUUGGCUAAUUAGUUCUUCAGUCACAAAAUAGAGAGAGCUUCAAUUCCUCUCCGUUUAGUUUCCGAACAAAUUUCUUGCAUUUUCCCGGCGAAUUUUCUUCUGCAUUUUCUAGGGAAAUUUGGGAAAGUAUGGGAAUUGGUGGUAAAUUUGUCAGCUUUUUUUCUGGGAGUGACAGAAAGGAGACAGUUCCGAAGUAACUAAACCUGCUUUUGUUUUGAGGUGCCCCAAGAUUCAGGUCAAUGAAUGUGGCUGAUUCUGAGAGGCUUGUAUUGGGACCUGCUGGGAACGAGGCAAGGUCACUGACUGCAAAAAAACCCAAUCAAAACCGGUAAGAAAGAUUGAGAAGUCUCCCAUGGAGGUCACCACUGCGGAGGAGAAGAAAGUCCUUCCGCCACCUACAGUUACUUCUUUGUCUCCAAAAGCACAUCCUGCUACUGUUUCUUCAAUGCUUCAUCGCCAUGAGCACUUUUUGCAUUCCAAUUUAUCACUAAAUGCAUCAUGUUCAUCUGAUGCUUCCUCAGACUCAUUUAAUAGUCGACCCCCUACUGGUAGGUUUACUAGGUCAUACAGUGUAGGAAGUAGGAAGAAGCAAUCUGUAUCAAAACUGAGAAGUGUUGCUUCUGACAGUGGGUUGGAUUCAACACCCACUGGUUUCCAGCAGAAGAAGAGGUGUGCAUGGGUGACACCAAGUACUGAGCCAUGUUAUGCUGCUUUCCAUGAUGAAGAGUGGGGUGUUCCAGUACAUGAUGACAUGAAAUUGUUUGAGCUUCUUGUCCUGUCAAGUGCGUUGUCUGAACUUACAUGGCCUGCUAUUCUGAGCAGAAGGCACAUAUUUAGGGACGUUUUUGCAAAUUUUGAUCCUGUUGCUGUAUCAAAGUUAAAUGAGAAGAAGCUAAUGGCACCAGGCAAUACUGCAACCUCCCUGUUAUCAGAAUUAAAGCUACGUGCUAUCAUAGAGAAUGCGCACCAUAUACUAAAGGUUAUAGAUGAGUUUGGGUCAUUUGACAAGUAUAUCUGGAGCUUUGUGAACCAGAAACCCUUAGUCAGCAGGUUCCGAUACCCUCACCAGGUUCCGGUAAAAACCCCAAAAGCAGAUAUAAUAAGCAAAGAUCUGGUAAGAAGAGGGUUCCGUGGUGUGGGUCCCACAGUCAUCUACUCAUUCAUGCAGGCAGCUGGAAUAACAAAUGACCAUCUCACUAGCUGUUUCAGAUUCCAGGAGUGUACGACAGCAGAAGAUGGCAAAGAAGAAAAUGGUGUAAAAGACAGACCCAAGGACAAAAAAACGGAUGGUGUGAUUGAACCUGAGUUAUCUGUAGCUAUUGAUGAGCUGAGCUUCUCAUCAGAAUGAUGUCGGUCAGCAGGCAGAUGGAGCUCCACCAGGUUCAAUCAUUUAUCACUUGACUGAUUCAAAUACAAUAAGCAAAGAUAUGGUAAGAAGAUGGUUCCAGAGUAUUGGUCCCACUGUCAUCUACUAAUUCAUUUAGGUGGCUGGAAUAACAAAUGACCACCUCUCACUAGCUGUAGAAGACAAAACUCGAGGACAAGAAAACAGAUGAUGUGAUUGAAUCAGGGUUUUCUGUAGCUAUCAGUGAACUGAGUUUCUCAUGAAAAUGAUAUCAAUCAAUGUGCAGAAGGUAGCUCCUCAGUUUAUCACUCUGAUUCAGAGCACUUUAACUUUUGGGUAGAAAUGGAGAAUGUGUAUAAAAAUUUCAUGAAUAUACCCGUGUACCAUGGAUCCUUAGAUUGUAGAUUACUCAAGAGUAAAUUAUUUUAACUUGUGAUUGUGCUAUUGAUUGGGGCUGCCUGUCCAUGAGGCCUAAAAUGCUAUGUACACUUUGUAUAGUUGAGAAGAUAACAAAAUAAUAAUAAUAAUAAUAAUAAUAAUAAUAAAAGGAGAUUAUCUGUGCAUUAGUAGAAUAAGUUUGUGUGUGGUUAGGUCUACAGUCACCCAGGAUCAGUAGCAUCAGACGGGCUGUUAACCAACUAUGCUUGUGCUUAAACAAGGGCUCCUGUUCAAUUAGUUGCAUGGUAGGCCAACAUCUGAUUCAGCAGCUGGCUGAAAUGGUUCGAGCAAGUCCUGGAAGUGAAAAUGGAAAGGAAACAAGAAAAUAAAAAGAAUGAAAAGUU
This is a messenger RNA of Rubroshorea leprosula, 2129 nucleotides long. The record is from the annotation of a GenBank genome assembly. Lineage: Eukaryota; Viridiplantae; Streptophyta; Magnoliopsida; Malvales; Dipterocarpaceae.